GGCUGCCCUUCUCAGUCGUGCACCCCUAGGAGCUCGGUGCAGGUGGGUUCCGGCAUCCUUCACGUCAGGCCGGUCUCGCCGAGCCGAGGCUGGGAGAGGGGCGGCGGCGGCGGCGGCGGCGGGCGGGGCAGGCCGGCUGGGAAUUCAGCCGUGUUGUCCUUCCUCACAGAACAAACCCAUCUAUUGCAGGCCUAGUCUGAAUCGCAGCCUUUGUAAACAAGAAAGAAGCGCCUGUAGGGCAUCAAGCAUGGCAUUUCCAGAGAGGUGUUAAUUUGCAGCUUUGUCGAGAGCGAGAAUCGCUUGGCCUUCUCUGAGGGAGACUGAACCGGCCUGGACUCGGGGAAAGGAUGAGAUAAUGUGUGCUCAACAUGUCACGGACACCAAAGAAGUCAAGUGGCAGAAGGUUUUAUAUGAGCGGCAGCCCUUCCCUGAUAAUUAUGUCGACCAAAGAUUCCUGGAAGAACUCCGGAAAAACAUCUACGCCCGGAAAUACCAGUACUGGGCUGUGGUGUUUGAGUCCAGCGUGGUGGUCCAGCAGCUCUGCAGUGUCUGUGUUUUUGUGGUGAUCUGGUGGUACAUGGAUGAGGGGCUUCUGGCCCCCCAGUGGCUCUUUGGGACUGGGCUGGCGUCUUCACUGCUUGGCUAUAUUUUAUUUGAUCUCAUUGAUGGAGGCAACGGGCGGAAGAAGAGUGGGCGGACCCGGUGGGCGGACCUGAAGAGUACUUUGGUCUUCAUUACUUUCACUUACGGAUUUUCACCCGUGUUGAAGACCCUGACGGAGUCUGUCAGUACUGACACCAUCUACGCCAUGUCUGUUUUCAUGCUGUUAGGCCAUCUUAUCUUCUUUGAUUACGGUGCCAAUGCCGCAAUUGUGUCCAGCACACUGUCCUUGAACAUGGCCAUCUUUGCUUCUGUUUGCCUGGCCUCACGUCUCCCCCGGUCACUGCAUGCCUUCAUUAUGGUGACAUUUGCCAUCCAGAUUUUUGCACUGUGGCCCAUGUUACAGAAGAAACUGAAGGCAUAUACCCCACGAAGCUAUGUAGGGGUCACCCUGCUUUUUGCAUUUUCAGCUUUUGGGGGUCUUUUGUCCAUUAGUGGUGUGGGAGCCAUACUCUUUGCCCUUCUACUGAUUUCCAUCUCAUGCCUUUGCCCUUACUACCUCAUCCGCCUACAACUUUUUAAGGAAAAUAUUCACGGGCCUUGGGAUGAGGCUGAAAUUAAAGAAGACUUGUCUAGGUUCCUUAGCUAAGCUGGGGACCUUCAUUGCAGUAUUAUGAAAGCUGAAAGACUUAGAACCUAACCAGUAUAACAUUUAAAGGCAGAGUUCCACUCUUGAAGCAGAGGGCUGUUCUGGGUGGUAUAACAGAGAUCAGAAGAAAGCAUUUUUUAACCAAGGGUUUAGUGAAGGUGUUUGCCCUUCAGUUAUUUUGUGAAAAAGCUUUCUGGUGCCAUCAUGAAUUAUUGUCCCUCUUUAUUCCUUGUAACAAAUGAUGUAAUGUAGGUUCUGCUUAUUAAAAAAGUAACACCCAUUGAA
Messenger RNA from Arvicola amphibius (Eurasian water vole), 1534 nucleotides. RefSeq names its product phosphatidylinositol glycan anchor biosynthesis class C (gene Pigc). Gene Ontology annotation, biological process: GPI anchor biosynthetic process. NCBI's taxonomy places the organism in Eukaryota, Metazoa, Chordata, Mammalia, Rodentia, Cricetidae. Bases 356 to 1249 code for a protein of 297 amino acids. Gene Ontology annotation, cellular component: membrane; glycosylphosphatidylinositol-N-acetylglucosaminyltransferase (GPI-GnT) complex. The transcript has 2 exons. The record is from RefSeq and is a predicted model, not a curated record.